AUGGCCCCCAACGUUUCCAACGUGGAACAUGCCGACAUGCACGACUUCAAGGGGCUUGUGGCCUUGGCCCGGGCGUUGGCGGUUGAAUUCGUCCUGCCUGGUCCUGGCGACGUUGUCGUCGAGGGCAUUGCUGACGUUUUCGAACCGGCUGCCGCGAAGCUGAAGUGGUCAAAGACGCUUGCAAAAGACUUCAUGAGACGUGACAAUAUACCCACGGCAGAGUACCGCAACUUUAACACCUAUGAGCACGCAAGAGAGUAUCUUUCUUCUAUCAACCACCGCGUGGUGAUCAAGGUAUCCGGUCUUGCUGCUAGAAAAGAAGUCGUUCUCCUAGAGGCGCAGGAAGAAGCCCAGCGAGAGCUCCGCGAGAUGAUGGUCGACAAGAAGUUUGGGCACCAAGAAGUCGUCAUCCAGGAGUUUCUCUCGGGUGACGAGAUAAGCGUCCUCGCGUUCUGUGACGGGCACACUUCAGAUCGUUGCCACCAGUUCAGGAUCACAAACGAAAAUUCGAUGGUUCGAAGGGUCCGAAUACUGGGAGCAUGGGGGUUUAUGGACCGGUUGACUUUGCGUCACGCGAACCGAUGGCUCAGAUGGAGAAGGACCUAA
Verticillium alfalfae VaMs.102 is the source of this 606-nucleotide messenger RNA. Its product is annotated as phosphoribosylamine-glycine ligase. Gene Ontology annotation, molecular function: metal ion binding; phosphoribosylamine-glycine ligase activity; ATP binding. The record is from RefSeq and is a predicted model, not a curated record. Gene Ontology annotation, biological process: purine nucleobase biosynthetic process. The coding region runs from base 1 to 606 and encodes 201 amino acids. The transcript is spliced from 2 exons. Lineage: Eukaryota; Fungi; Ascomycota; Sordariomycetes; Glomerellales; Plectosphaerellaceae.